AUGACUUUUUGUUUCUGUGUUCAUAACUUGUGUUCUGAUCAUAAACCGAUGAAUUACAUUAUGAGAAGUCACGAUUGGGGUUAUACUUGGAGCGAUCCAGAAGACUUAUCAGUGAAGAAUCCAUAUUUUAAAGACUGGCCCUACUGUUUCGGUCCUGGUUACGGAAUACAAAAACAGUACAAGCCACAUGUUGGUCGUCUCAUUUCUUGCGGACAUACUGUUGACCGCGAUAAUUUCAAGACACAGUCCAUGUACUGUCUAUAUAGUGACGAUCACGGUAUAACUUGGACAGUUGGUGCCACUCUCUAUGGAAUGCCGUACGGUAUGGGGAAAAAAAAUGGUGACUUCCUUGCUGGAGAACCACAGCUUGUUGAAUUACCAGAUGGAAGUAUUUUUGUGAAUAUUCGUAACACUCAUGGUUAUCAUUGUAAUUGUCGUAUCAUUGCUAAAAGCUUUGAUGGCGGCGAAACAUUUCCACUGACUAAUGUCACUGUUGAUCCCAACCUGGUUGAUCCUGGAUGUGAGGGUAGCCUUCUGUUGCACAAAAACAUUAUGUUCUUCUCGAAUCCAAACUCAUCUGCAGGGCGUUUAAAUAUGACAGUGAAAUACAGUAUGGAUUAUGGUAAACAUUGGAAUGGUGAUAUACAUAUAUACUCUGAUAUCAGCGAAUACUCAUGUCUGGCAGAUAUAGAUGAAAAUCAUGUUGGUGUCCUUUAUGAAAGAGAUCAUUAUCAACAAAUGGGAUUUGCUAAAAUAAGACUCAACUAA
Molecule: messenger RNA, 768 nt
Organism: Saccoglossus kowalevskii
Lineage: Eukaryota; Metazoa; Hemichordata; Enteropneusta; Harrimaniidae
Product: sialidase-1
Biological process (GO): oligosaccharide catabolic process; ganglioside catabolic process
Cellular component (GO): membrane; cytoplasm; intracellular membrane-bounded organelle
Molecular function (GO): exo-alpha-sialidase activity
Source: RefSeq, a predicted model, not a curated record